AUGGGCAUUAGUGGAUCUCAAGAAAACAGCGAAAAAAAGCCUGUUGUGCUUAUCGUUGGUGGUGGUUAUGGUGGUAUUCAAUGUGCUAAAUUGUUAGAUAAAAAUGGUCAAUUCUUUGUUAUACUUAUUGAUCGAAAAUCUUAUUUUCUUCACAAUGUUGCAGCAUUACGUGCUUCAGUAGAACAGGAUUUUGCUCGAAAAAUUAUUACUCCAUACGAUCGAUUGCUUACUCAUGGUUGUGUUGUACAAGCUGAAGUAAUAUCAAUUUCAAAUGAUAGUAUACAAGUUCAUGGACGAAAUGAACCAAUUUAUUUCGAUUAUUUAAUUAUAGCUACUGGUUCAUCGUAUGCUUUUCCUGGUAAAAUAGCUGAAACUGAUAUAACAAAAGCUAUAGAUCUUUAUAAUAAUAUUCAAGAAAAAAUUAAACAAUCUCAACAAAUAUUAAUUAUUGGUGGUGGUGCAGUUGGAGUUGAAUUAGCUGGUGAAAUAGCUACUGACUUUCCUAAUAAAGAUGUUACACUUGUACAUAGUCAAAAAACAUUAUUACAACCAAAAAUAUUUAAAGAAAAACUUUAUAUAAAUUUACAAGAACAACUUGAAAAACUUAAUGUUAAAAUAAUAUUAAAUGAUCGAAUUCAAUUACCAGAUAAUCAACAUGUAAAUUAUAUUGAAGGAAAACAUACAUAUAUAACACAAAAUUCUCAAAUAAAUAUUACAGCUGAUUUAACAUUUUUCUGUACAGGUGCACGUGUUAAUAAUAGAAGUUUAUUAAAUAGUCCUUUAAAAUCAAAAAUAAAUCCUCAAACGGGUCGAAUUAUUGUUAAUAAUUAUUUACAAGUUGAUGGUUAUGACAAUAUUUUUGCUAUUGGUGAUAUAAGUGAUAAAGAAGAUAAAUUUGCAUUUUUAGCUAAUUAUCAAGCAGAAUAUGUUGCUAAAAUAAUUCCAUUGAUUGAAAAUAAAAAACUUUAUCCAAAAGAAUAUGAAGUUCAUGUAAAUCCAACUAUUUUAUUAUCUAUUGGUCGAAAUGGAGGUGUUGGACAAUUACCAAAUAAGAAUGGAAUGAUUAUUGGUAAAUUAAUUUCAAAAUAUUUGAAAUCAAAAGAUAUGUUUGCAUCACGUUAUCGAUUAGCAAUGAAUUAUUGUUGUCAAAAUCAAUCAGAAAAUCAAUCAGCUUAUUUAAAUAGACUUGAUUCAGUUCGAUCAGUAUUAUCUUUUACUGAACAAGAUGCUCAAGAUUUACUUAGAGGUUUACCAGCUAAAGAACUUGAACUUGAUCAAGAUUUUAUUUAA
Messenger RNA from Rotaria sordida, 1290 nucleotides. The record is from the annotation of a GenBank genome assembly. NCBI's taxonomy places the organism in Eukaryota, Metazoa, Rotifera, Eurotatoria, Philodinida, Philodinidae.